AAAAAAAUUGCCUUUAUGGAGAGAGUGGGAUGUCCGGCUUCAGAGUGGUAACCUACGUUGCACCAGUGAUGAAAAAGAGAAUUAAAUAUGGGUGAUGUUGAGAAAGGCAAGAAGAUUUUUGUUCAGAAGUGUGCCCAGUGUCACACCGUGGAAAAGGGAGGCAAGCACAAGACUGGGCCUAAUCUCCAUGGUCUCUUCAGGCAGAAGACAGGUCAGGCUGUUGGAUUCUCUUACACAGAUGCCAAUAAGAACAAAGGCAUCAUCUGGGGAGAGGAUACGCUGAUGGAGUAUUUGGAAAAUCCCAAGAAGUACAUCCCUGGAACAAAAAUGAUCUUUGCCGGCAUUAAAAAGAAGGCAGAAAAGGCCGACUUGACAGCUUAUCUCAAAAAAGCUACUAAUGACAAAACAAAUGUCUCAUGAAUUUUUUAUGUGUACCAUACUUUAAUAGAGCUUAUA
Messenger RNA from Pan troglodytes (chimpanzee), 456 nucleotides. RefSeq names its product cytochrome c. Lineage: Eukaryota; Metazoa; Chordata; Mammalia; Primates; Hominidae. Gene Ontology annotation, molecular function: heme binding; electron transfer activity. Bases 88 to 420 code for a protein of 110 amino acids. The transcript has a single exon. The record is from RefSeq and is a predicted model, not a curated record.